Tripterygium wilfordii is the source of this 2712-nucleotide messenger RNA. Its product is annotated as protein SDA1 homolog. Bases 51 to 2477 code for a protein of 808 amino acids. Gene Ontology annotation, cellular component: nucleolus. The transcript has 15 exons. The record is from RefSeq and is a predicted model, not a curated record. NCBI's taxonomy places the organism in Eukaryota, Viridiplantae, Streptophyta, Magnoliopsida, Celastrales, Celastraceae. Gene Ontology annotation, biological process: ribosomal large subunit biogenesis; ribosomal large subunit export from nucleus.
UAAUCCUAAAAAUCUCAUAGCCACUACGUUGAUCAGCCACACAAGCAACAAUGACCACUUUUGCGGCAGAGGCACUGGCGGCCUCCGGCCGUGCCGCAGAGAAGCUGAGCCUUCCGGCUCUUCAGUCCAAGAUGAAAUGUGACCCGGAGGGAUACGUCACCGAACUCGGUCUCCUCUACAGCCAAUUCAACUCCGCUCUGGAGCUCUUUCGGCAACAGGCUGCCAUGAACUUCACCUCUAUCACCGGUGUUGCGGCUGACCCCACUGUCUCCAAGGACCUCGGCGAUCGCGCCAUGUUCCUUGCCCAUGUCACUCCCUUCUACCCAAAGCAGCUUGCGGAUUUCCCUAAGCAACUCGCCGACUUCCUUAAGUCGUCCGCACCAUCUCUGCCCUCAGGGCUCCGUUGCCACGUCACACAAGCUCUGAUUCUCCUCCUCAAUCGUCAGAUAGUGGAUAUCAAGGAGACUCUUGCAUUGUUCGUGGAGCUGCAGACACUGGGUGAUAGGGUUUUGAGGAAAUUGGCAUUCUCUCAUGUAAUUCAAAGCGUUAGGCGCAUGAAUAAGAAGCAUAAGAACGAAGCUGUGAAUAGGGCUCUUCAGAGCAUUGUGUUUUCAAUGCUGCAGCAAGAGGACGAGGCAAAAGCAAAGAGAUCACUUACCAUUCUAUGCGAGCUUCACAGGAGGAAGGUGUGGUUUGAUGAUAGAACUGCUAAUGCCAUUUGCACUGCUUGUUUUCAUCCUUCCUCCAGGAUUAUGAUAGCUGCUAUAUCUUUUCUCCUUGAUUACGAAAAGAUUCAAGGUGAUGAAGACAGUGAUGAUUCAGGCAGCGAUGACGAUACAGCUCCUGAGACUUCUCAAGUUGCCAUUAAUAAAGAGGCUAUUUACAAGGCACACCAUAAAGGUACAUCUUCUAGCAAGAAGAAAAAGAAAGCAAAACUGCAGCGUGCUGUUCGUAGCAUGAAAAGACAGCAACGCCUGUCAUCAGAAAAAAAUUCUUCUUCAAAUUUUUAUUCGCCACUUAACCAUUUAAAGGAUGCCCAGGGAUUUGUUGAGAAGUUAUUCUCUCGCCUUCAAACCUAUAAUGAGCGUUUCGAGGUUAAAAUGAUGAUGUUGAAAGUAAUUGCUCGAACGGUUGGGCUUCACCGAUUGAUUUUAUUGAACUUUUAUCCUUUUCUUCAGAAAUAUAUUCAGCCCCAUCAACGUGAUGUCACAAAUUUACUGGCAGCAGCAGUCCAGGCGUGCCAUGAUAUGGUGCCUCCUGAUGCAGUUGAACCAUUAUUCAAACAAGUUGUAAAUCAAUUUGUACAUGAUCGCUCACGUCCAGAGGCUAUUGCUAUUGGACUGAAUGUGAUCAGGGAAAUAUGCUUGCGCAUUCCUUUGUUGAUGACCGAAGAUCUGCUCCAAGAUCUUGUAUUAUAUAAGAAGUCGCAUGAAAAGGCAGUUUCAGUUGCUGCUCGUUCACUAAUGAUUUUAUUUAGAGAGCUGUGUCCAUCAUUGUUAGUCAAGAAGGACCGCGGGCGUCCCACAGACCCAAAGGCAAGGCCAAAAGCAUACGGAGAAGUCAGUGUUCUCAGCAAUGUUCUGGGUGUUGAGUUAUUAGAGCAGAAUGAUGACGAUGACGUUGAUGUGGAUAAUGAUGGCGAGGAUGGAGAUGACCGUGACAGGUCCAUGUUCAGUGGAUCUGAUGAUGAUCAUGAUCUUGACAAUGAGAAGAUGUUGACUGGCAGUGAUGAUGACGAAAAGGAAAGCGAUGCAGAUGGUGAAGAUGAGGAAGAAGAUAGUGAAAAUAGUAUUGAUGUUAGUGAUGCUGAUGAAGAUCAGGAGGAAGAGGAGGAGGAGGUGGAAGAAGAGGAGGAGGAGGAGGUGGAAGAGGGAGAAGACAAAGAGGCGUUUAGUAUUGGUGCUAGUGGAGCAAAAAAUUCUAAAUCAAGAAAAAGAAACUUUUCUGAUAUUGAUAUUAAUGCUGCCGAGACAAGUCUUCGUGCCCUUAAGAGAUUGGCUGAAGAAAAAAUGAAGCAACCCUCUUCAGAUACAACAGAUGGUAUUCUCUCUAAUGAGGACUUCCAAAGGAUCAAGGAGCUUAAGGCGAAGAAUGAUGCAAAAAUUGCUUUAUCUAGGCAAGGUUUGUUUCGAAAAGGUCAGGAUACUAAAUUGGCAGAUUCAAAGAUUCUAAGUUCUGAUCAACUGAGUGCUAAACGGGUGGAUCCUGCUGAGCUUGAAGUGCAUGUGCGGAAGAAGCUAAGCAAGGAGGAAAGAUUGGCAUUAGUGAGAGCAGGGAGGGAAGAUAGGGGGAAAUACCAGGCUCGUGCUGCUGUAAAACAGAAGAAGACGGGUGGGUUGAGCAACCGGCAGAAGGAACACAAAAAGGCCAUGCCUCUUGCUGCAAAGAGAUCAAAGGUUGCAAAAUCUCGACAAGUGAAAAAUAAAAAACAGCAGCGUUCUGGUAAACAGUUUCGGGGUAAGAAGGGAUGGAAAUGAUUCAGUGGUGUAUGUUACUGUGUGUUUCAUUCGCACUGUCAAUCUUUUCUACAGCUUACUGGAGUCGUGUAGUUCUUAAGUAGAAGUGGUCUUGGACUCUUGGGGCUUGAACACACAUUUUAGGUGGUUUUUCAUUCGGUGCUAAAAUCAUAAUAACAUCCUCGGAAAGGAACAUGAACAUGCUUUGUAUUUGCUAUUAUUUUACUAUUUAUUGAUUAUCUUUCUUUUCUUUUUC